Messenger RNA from Cherax quadricarinatus, 11873 nucleotides. The record is from RefSeq and is a predicted model, not a curated record. Lineage: Eukaryota; Metazoa; Arthropoda; Malacostraca; Decapoda; Parastacidae.
UUGACGCCAAACAACGGCUGGUUUGAAAACAUUCUCCUAGCAAAUUUUACAUUUUUUAGUGUUUAUUGAAGACCUUUACGUCCAACUAGGCCUACCAAGUAGGAGGAGCAUCACCAGCUGCUCCUGGAGCCUCUAAGAGCAUUUAACAUGGCCUAAAAGUGAAAAAAACUUUAUUUGUUGGUACAAAUCCGACGACUCGUGCCUGGAAGAUAAUUUUAGUUAUGCCCUAGAAGAUGUUAAGAUGUGUCCACCAUGAAGCACUCGGAAGGUAUACACUGGAGCAGCUAUGGCUCCCUUAAGUAUUGAGGUACGAGGCUGGCUGCAGAUGUCACCGUGCAUUAUCCUCGACUGUCUCCUGCCAAACAGUGUUAUUAUCCCACUCACCUGCCAUAAAGAGAUCACACUCAGCAAGCUAAAAAGUGAAGAAAUAUGGCAGGGGCGAAAAAUCCCUUUGAUCGAGUUCUGCGGUCCUGAAGAAUACGUUCUGGUCGGUUUUAACCAAGAUGCUGAGCAGGAAAAAUUUUUUGGGGAUGAUCGGCGUCUGUGUGACCUGGGGUUUUUCUCCCCCAUAUUUAAAAAUUGUGGAGCCACUGGGAGCAGAGAGAAAAUCCUCAACUAUGAAAUCAGUCUGGCUAUUGGAAGGUCUGUCCACGAUCUUGAGGACUUCAAAGAUGCUGAGCUGCAGAAAUUCAGGAGGAGCAUUAUUGAGGUGGUGGGCGAAGCCGUCAGAGCACGGCAGCAAUGUGGCCUGGCCUCACUGGCUUGUUACCAGCAUCCCCCAGAGCUGGAGCCAACGCCCAAGCUUCCCAGCUACAUCGAUAAAAAUCUGGACCAAGGGACUAUGCUGACAAUCCAAAUGUGGUUAUCCCGUGGCAAAACUCCGCAAGUCUCCAUGGUUUCCCGUGGUGAGCUGUAUGCUGCACUCAACACGUUUGAUUUUGCGGAGCCAUCAUAUGUACGCACUACUGCCACCACUGAGUCUUCCUCAUCUGCAGGGUCAUCACCCAUGUCUCUGUGGCACCCUAGUAUGUCUGGCAGACUGACAGUGCAUAUUCUUGGGGCUACAAGUCUUAAUGUUAAAGAAGCUCAAAAGAUAUGUGUGCGAGCAGGAGUUUUUCAUGGGAGUGAUGCGUUGUGUGUCAUUCGUGAAACACAGUACGUGACCGGACACAACCCUUCGUGGGGUGAAUGGAUCCAAUUUGACCUACCCAUUCAGGAAAUUCCUCGUGGGGCAAAACUCUGCCUGUCAGUGUGCUCUGAGCGGCGACACACAGACAAGAAGAAGAAAAAAGAAAUGGAACACUACAUGGUGGCCUGGGGUAACAUCAGUCUGUUUGACUUCCGUAAUAAACUUGUGCACGAGAGAGUCUCCAUCGCCAUGCUGCCACCAUCCAAAGGCUACGAAGGACUCCUGAACCCUCUUGGAACCACAAGACACACAUUGGGCGGUGACAUCACCUGCCUCGAGGUGGGCUUUGAACGACGCUUUAACCAGAAUGUGACAUUCCCUGACGCCCAACAGAUGGAAGACUAUGCUCGCUACAUCAUCAAGUUGGAAGGCAGUAGCCAUGAGAUAAUUGUAAGAGCAAUGUUGCUUGUUUACUGGAGUGUACAACAUGGUCUUCCCUUCCAGCUGUACCUGCUACUUAAAGAUUGGCCAUUAGUGUCCCCAGAGAUAGCUAUGGAGCUGCUACAGUGCAAGAUUGCUGACCCAACCGUACGCAUGCAUGCGGUAAAGUCUCUUGACAAAGGCCUUCCAGAUGAAGGCCUCUUUCAGUAUUUGCUACAGCUGGUGCAGUGUCUGAAACACGAGCCCUACCUUGACUCCCCACUGCUGAGAUUUCUUCUGAGGAAAACUUUGACCAAUGCCAAGAUUGGACACUUCUUCUUCUGGCAGUUAAAAUCGGAUGUGCAUUCAUGGCCGGGCAGUCUGCACAGCCUGGCCAUCCUUGAGGCUUACUGCCGUGGUCUCGGCCCGGGCCUGAGGCUCAUUGUUCGACAAGUAGAAGUGGUGGACAAGUUGACCCGCUUAGCAGAAGCUGCUAAAGACCAUGGUGACAAUAAGUACCUGAGGGAGCAGCUGGCUGAGUCUGAAUAUUGCAACAGUUUACAGCACUUAACUUCACCUCUCAAUCGCCACUCGCUGGGUCGCCUCAGAGUCUCUGAAUGCCGUGCUGGACUCUGCCGCGUCCCUCUCUUCUUGGCCUGGGAUAACCCAGAGCCAAUGGCCCCUCUCUACUCCUUGUCACAUGGCAUCAUCUUCAAGAGUGGUGAUGACCUUCGACAAGAUAUGCUGACCCUCCAGGUUAUUGGCAUUAUGGCUCAGUUGUGGAACAAUGAGGGGCUUGAUCUGCGCAUGAUGCCAUAUUCUUGUUUGGCCAUGGGCAAACAGGUGGGGGUUAUAGAGGUGGUGCGUAAUGCCAAGACUGUGUACAGCAUCCAGAGCAGCUCCAAGCUGGGGGCCAUCCAGGUAGACUCCUCACAGCUCUACAAGUGGAUCCGGGAUAAAAACAAAGGUCUCAGGCUGGAGCAAGCAAUAGACAACUUCACACGGUCGUGUGCUGGCUAUUGUGUAGCCACAUUUGUACUUGGCAUUGGUGACCGUCACCCAGACAACAUCAUGGUCAAUCAGGAGGGUCUGAUUUUCCACAUAGACUUUGGACAUUUCUUGGGAAACUUCAAGAAGAAGUUUGGCAUCAGCCGAGAACGUGUACCAUUCGUCCUGACUCAAGAUUUCCUUCUUGUGAUUGCCAGGGGAGCAGAGAACCCAAAGGAAAGCCAGGAGUUCCAGAGGUUCCAGGAGUUGUGUGGCAAGGCAUACCUGGCCUUGCGCAAGUAUCACCGCCUCAUUAUCAACUUGUUCACACCCCUGCUGUCUACUGGCAUGCCGGAACUCCAGACACUGGAGGAUGUAGCUUAUUUACACAAGACCCUGGCUGUGGAGGCCUCAGAGCAGGAGGCCUUAGACUAUUUCCAAAAUCAAUUUUGUGAAGCUUAUGGAGGGGCAUGGACAACAAAGCUUGAUUGGUUCUUCCACUAUGUCAAGCAUAGGUAACAUUGUAUCCUCCUGUGACCAAGUGCACUAGACAUCAUGUCUACCUGAUGCUGGACUCAUCUUGAGGGAACUUAAGAACAUCACCUUCUUAUUGCUGAGACUUUUAUUUAGCAUUGAGGGUUUAUUUGUCCCAAUUUCAUAACUCAUUUUUUGUAAUAGUGGCUAUGCACAUUUUGUAAUGCUGGUUCACUGGUACUAUUUUUUAUUAUUGGUUUACAAGUAAAAAAUAUAGUUGCUAAAGGAACAGUAAUGCGAUAUACAUUUUCCUGUAUAUUUUUUAUCAUUUAAGCAGAAACAUGUUAAGUUAUGUUUAAUGACUAAAGUUUGCAUUGCUUUAAUAUUGUAGCAAUUGUCUGACUAAUCCAUAGGAUCAACUUGACAAGGUCAGUGAUGUUAUUGAUCAUUAGCAUCAUUAUUUAUCUUAAUUGAUUCUCAUUAUUUUGACUUUUCCAAUUUCACAUGAGAUGGAAACACCUAGCAGGAAAGGAAUAAAAAAAUACCAUGAUUUAUAAGUAUGUUGCUGGUACAUAACUUGUGGCAACUGUAAUAUUCGUUGGUACCUCGAGUUACAAACUUGAUUCGUUCCAGAAGGCUGUUCAAGUGCCGAUACCAAACGAAUUUGUUCCCGUAAGGAAUAAUGUAGAUUAAUCCAUUUCAGAUCCCCAAAAAUACACUUACAAAGGCACUUACAAAAAUACACUUACAUAAUUGUUUGAAAGUCGAGGUACCACUGUAGUAUUUUGAAAUAUGAAGACUACAGCACUAGAUGAAUGUGUUGAAGAUGUAGAUCUUUCAUUACAUCAGUAUCAUGAUGGUAUUAUUUCAGAUUGGGUCAAAAAUAAGCUUAUUGCCACUAGAAUAAAAAUGAUUUCUUUGUUUUGAUAAGUGUGAUAACCAUAGCAUAUACUGUGUUAUGGAAGAAAUCACAGUAAUAUGCAUGAUUGUAAAUAUGAAGAAAAUACCAUUGUGGUAUUGUUUUCAUACUGUAUUAUGUUAUUAUCACUCAGCAGUGUCUUCAACAUUUUAAUGUGUAUUUUUAAAAUGUGCCUUCAUUGUUUUUCUUUUUAUAUUUAUUUUAGUGUAAAUCCUGCACAAGUCAUGGAUUACAUGGUCAGACAUAAUGUAACAUUUGAAUUAAUAGUUUCCUUAUUUGUAUUCUUUGAAUUUUAAUGUUUAGUUUUUAUUUAUUGAGGAUAAAUGUGUUUUUCAUAAUGCUCUUGGGUCCAGUGUGGACAGUUUCACUUGUGUGCAUUGUAUGAAUGUAUUGAGGACUUUCAUGGACCACUGGACCACUAUCUUGGCCAAGUGCUACAUCAGCCAGGCUGUGAUUACUCUGUGGGCCACCAACAGCAACAGCCUGGUUGACCAGGCAGUGAAUAAGGAAGCCUGGCUUCAGGCCUUGUUACAAGAAUAGAAAAUCGUUCAAAACUAGUGGCAUGUGAGGUGACUAGCCUUUGACUUGGCGUAAGAUAGUUCUUUGUAACUAAUAUUAAGAAAUUCAGAGCAUUCAACUUUAAAAGCUUCUUCACAUAUAUUCACCACGAACAUUCCAUAAAGUACCGGUAAACGAGAUAGUAGAUGUACUUUCAGAAUUUGUUGGGUUAGUUAUGUGUAGUACUCAUCUAACAGCACAUGAGAUACAUUGAUUUUUUUCUUUUAACACAUAGGCCAUAUCCCACCGAGGCAGAGUGGCAUAAAAAGUAAAACUUUUGUUUUUGUUUUUACAUCAAGUAAUUUAUACACGAGAAGGGAUUACUAGCGCCUUGCUCCUGGCAUUUUAGUCACCUCUUACCACACACUUAGCUUAUUGAGAAAGGAUAAGAUUUAAAUAUGUACAGCGAUUUAUCCUCGUUAUUUGUUCUGUAUAUAUGCAUGUUUUGUUGUCAUGUGUUACAGUUUCAGACAUAAUUAGAAGGAAACCCUAGAUUGCAGUAAAUUUAAAAUCAAAUUUGUCUGUGGAUCACAAGGAAAAAAAGGUUAAUAAUUUUGAUAAUGAAAGAAAUCUCUUUGUUUCUGCAUCAAUAGUAGGAAUUCCUAUAAAGUCUUUUUCCAGAUUGAGUGAACAAAGUCCUCCUUUGGGAAAGUUUUAUUUUCAAUAUUUGAUAUCACAUUCUGUAAUCCACAUUAAAACUGAUUUAUUUAACCACAUGCAGAAGGUUUUUUUUAUUUCAGUGUGUAAACACUGUGAGGAAUUGUAGUGUUCAGGUAGUAAGGGUAAAGCAACUUCAGAAUGCACGAGUAGUGUUGAAAAUAAUUUUUUAUCACAGUUAAGAGAUUUUUCCAUGGGGAAAUGGAGAAGAGUCUUUCCUCCGUAAACCAUAAGUGUAAUGAGAGGCGACUAAAAUGCCUGGAGCGAGGGGCUAGUAACCCCCUUCUCAUGUGUACAUUACUAAAUGUAAAAAGAAGAAAAGCUUUUGUUUCUUCUUUUUCGGGUCACCCCGCCUGGGUGGUCACCCCGCCUCGGUGGUCACCCCGCCUGGGUGGUCACCCUGCCUCGGUGGUCACCCCGCCUAGGUGGUCACCCCGCCUCGGUGGUCACUCCACCUCAGUGGUCACUCAGCCUCAGUGGUCACCCAGCCUCGGUGGUCACCCCGCCUCGGUGGUCACACCGCCUCAAUGGUCACCCUGCCUCAGUGGUCACUCCACCUCGGUGGUCACACCGCCUCGGUGGUCACCCCACCUCGGUGGUCACCCACCCUCAGUGGUCACCCAGCCUUGGUGGUCACCCUGCCUUGGUGGUCACCCCACCUCAGUGGUCACCCUGCCUUGGUGGUCACCCCGCCUCAGUGGUCACCCUGCCUUGGUGGUCACCCCACCUCAGUGGUCACCCUGCCUUGGUGGUCACCCCGCCUCAGUGGUCACCCUGCCUUGGUGGUCACCCCACCUCAGUGGUCACCCUGCCUUGGUGGUCACCCCGCCUCAGUGGUCACCCUGCCUUGGUGGUCACCCCACCUCAGUGGUCACCCUGCCUUGGUGGUCACCCCGCCUCAGUGGUCACCCCACCUCGGUGGGAAAUGGCUGGUGUGUUAAAGAAAAAAAGUUAGAGAUAUGGCUUUUCUACCUUCACUGCCUUAAUUCCAUGUAAAUAUGAAAAAUUUGACUAUGGCUUUAAUAUACUUAACACAAAUUCUUCUGCUCAGCUGGUACUUAAGCACUGUUCUAGUCCUGGAAGCCUAUUUUAGCAUCAUAAAGGAUUUUAGAUAUUUUCCUGCAAUGUACAAAAAUUAAUUCUCAGGCAUCUUGUUUUGGUCAUAUUUUAGAAUUUAUAUUUAUUACUCUGUAUUGCUCUGCUCUUAUUACAGCUAAGAAAUUUAGGUUGUACUUUUAAAAUUGCUCUAGUGUUAGUUUCCAGAAUUUCAUUUUAAGUUCUGAAUGUAAGGAAAAAAUACUAAAAUAAGCUUUACUCAUGUAUAGGUUCUUGACUUAUGAUGGGGUUAUGUUCUGACAAACCUGUCGUAAGCCGAAAAUAUUGUUAAGUCAGAUAUGAAUACGAUAUGCUAGAUAAUUAAAUAAGCAACUACUGUCACUGAAUAAGUAAAUAAACAAAUAAUUAGUGUAAAUAAAUACCAGUAUUGAAAAGUAAAUACAGUGGACCCCCGGAUUAUGUAAUUAAUCCGUUCCAGAGAGUGAUUUAUUCCAAAUUAAUUUUCCCCAUAAAAAAUAAUGGAAAUCCAAUUACUCCAUUCCAGACACCCAAAAGUAUUAAACAAAAUAAUUUUUUACAUGACAUAUACAUUUCCCUACACAGAAAACAAUGAGACACGCAGAGUAAAACAUUACUAAACUGACACUUACCUUUAUUGAAGACUUAUGAUGAGUGGUGAGAUGGGAGGAGGGAAGAGGAUGGAGGUGUACUAUUGUUUGGAAUGGGAAUCCUCUUCCAUAAAGACUUCAGGUACCAAGUUCUUUUCCAGGGUUACUUCCCUUCUUUGUUUUUUAAUACCACUAGGACCAGCUUGAGAGUCACUGGACCCCUGUUGCAUAAAAUAUCUGUCCAUAGAGCUCUGUUUCUGGCAUGUCUUUUAAGAUUUCCCUAAAAUGGGACACAAUAUUGUCAUUGUACAUGUUGCCAACACAGCCUGCAACAGCUGUGUCAGGGUGAUGUUCAUCCAUAAAUGUUUGCACCUCACUCCACUUUGCACAAAUGUCCUUAAUCUUUGAAGAAGGCAACUUCCUCCAUCUCUCUUCCUCCUCCUCUAAAGUACAUUCCUGAGCUGUGGUCUGUUGGUGUUGCAGAUGAAGAUCUUGCAGCUCUGUAGUGGUUAGCUCUUCAUCAUGGUCCUCCACCAACUCUUCCACAUCCUCCAAACUCACAUCCAACCCCAUGGAAUUCCCCAAUGCCACAAUAGAUUCCACAACUGGCAUAGGCUCCUCAGGGUCAGCCCCAAACCCUUCAAAAUCCCUCUCUUGUACACAUUCUGGCAACAAUUUUUUCCAAUCAGAGUUUGAAGUCCUGAAAGUCACUCCCUCCCAACCCUUACCUAUAAGGUUUAUGCAACUGAGGAUACUGAAGUGAUCUUUCCAGAACUCUCUUAGGGUCAAUUCAGUGUCUGAGGUCAUUUUAAAGCACUUCUGAAACACUGCUUUGGUGUAUAGUUUUUUGAAAUUUGAAAUGACCUGCUGGUCCAUGGGCUGGAGGAGAGGAGUGGUAUUAGGGGGCAAGAACUUGACUUUGAUAAAACAAAACUCCUGCACCAUUCGCUCUUCCAGGUCUAGAAGAUGAGCGGGAGCAUUGUCCAUUACCAGGAGGCAGUUGAGGUCCAAUUUAUUUUUCAGGAGGUAUUUUUUCACACUGGGGCCAAACACAUCAUGGAACCAAUCAAGGAAAAUGUCCCUCGUCACCAACAUCACACACAUCACACACAAUUUACUCUUGACGACACUGUUUUUCUUGAACACUCUGGGAUUUUCAGAGUGAUACAUCAGUAAAGGCUUCACUUUGAAAUCCCCACUAGCAUUAAUACAAAACAUGAGAGUUAGCCUGUCUUUCAUAGGCUUGUGUCCUGGGAGUGCCUUUUCCUCGUAAGUAAUGUAGGUCCUUUUUUUCGCAUUUUCUUCCAAAUGAGGCCUGUUUUGUCACAGUUGAACACUUGUUGGGGUUUUAAUUUUUCAGCCUCUGUGUACCCCUUCAUAUUUUUCAGCUGCUUUUUUGUCAGAACUGGCAACCUUACCAUGCCUUAUCACACUGUGUAUGCCACUAAGAUUCUUAAAUCUCUCAAUCCAGCCUUUGCUGGCCUUAAAUUCACCAAUAUGAGCACUAGUUCCAGGCAUUUUCUUUACGAGAUCAUCAUGCAACUGCUUUGCCUUUUCACAUAUUAUUGACUGCAUAACACUUUCUCCUGAUAAUUGUUUCUCGUUGAUCCACACCAACAGCAAAUUCUCCACAUCUUCCAGUAUGUAUUUACAGUCUCUGUUAUGUAAGCAUAUUUGCCCCUCACACAACAACAGCUUCCUUGAUUGCAUUUUUCUUGGCCACGAUAGUAGCGAUGGUUGUAUGGGGUUUGUUAUACAACCUGGCCAGCUCGGCGACACGCACUCCACUUUCAUAUUUUGUAAUGAUAUCUUUCUUGAAUUCUAUAGCGUUUCUCACCCUCUUUACCAAGGGCUGGCACUAAAAGGAAUGGAAUAAUACAAAAUGUAUCGCAUGAAUGCGUAGGAUCAUCCUCACUGGCUGAUGAACAAUGGCACACUGACUGUACAAGGAGUGUCCGGGCACUGAGCCAAUAUUUUGACGCAAAAACGUUACUUAUUCCGAAUAUUACUGAUUCCUAUGAUGAUUUAAUCCGGGAGUCCACUGUAGAUGAAUACAAGUUAUGGACUUGCCAACAAUGCUGGGUAAUUUUCUUAAGUUUCAUCUCCUAAGUGGUAAUUGCUUUUAACCCUCUGAAGGUCCGUCCCGCAGUUCUAUGGCUUUGAAGCCUGGGUCCAAGCCAUAGUACUACGCCAUGAGCUCAGCUCACUCAGAUAAGGUGUGAGCGGUAAAUUUGGGUCUAGAUAUGAGAGAGUACAUCUGGUUAGUGUGUACCAUAUAAAACAAAUCCUGCAGUACGUAAUGCUUAUGAGAAAAAACUGAGACCAUGUUUUUGGAUUAAAACAGAGACUUUGUGGUGUGUUUUCAUAUAUUUUUUAUGGUUGUAUUCAUGAUUUCUUGGUCUCAUUUGACAGAGUCAAAGACAUGAUUGGUUUUAGUAGUGCAAAUGGCUUGAAACUGAGCUCAAAGUAGCGGAAGUGUUCUUUUUUUGCUGCUGUUCAGGAGUAAACAAAUGACAUCACACGUCCAACACUUGUCAGCUGGUGGGUCUACUGUGUGUUCACAAAUGCGCUGAUAUUAUUUACACAAUUAUUACAAUAUUGCAUAACAGUAAAUCUUUUAUUUUUUGGUGUGAAUAAAAAUUCAUUAUGUGAAUAAAAAAUCAAAAUGGAAUUCAUUUGUAAAGCCUGAAAACAUAACUAAUAAACAGGGAAUGUUAUUUUAGUGCCAAGAAUGCCUGCAUUGUUUAUUGUGGACCCUAUUUUGAAAUUUGGAAUAUUUUGAACUUUGUUUGAAAUUGGCCAAAUUACCAGUUUCUGAUUACCAGUCUUCUGCUCAAUCGAUAAAAUAGAAGUAAUACUAGAGAAAUAGCUAAGAAUUUGGUCAACUGAGAUAAUGUAAUUGCCGUAAAAUGGGAGUCAAAGUGAGCAAAAUCACUGAUGCACAAAUAUCAUUGAUGCAGAAAAAUUUGAGAGACCGUAAUUUCGUCAAUUUUCCAUCAAGUUUCAUAAUUUUUGUUUUAUUCCCUUCAGAAAAGAUUCUCUACCAUCUCAUGAGAAAAAAAUAAAAAAUUUUUUGGAAAAUUCUUGAACCCUGUGGACAAGUUUCAGAUUGGGGGUCUGGAUCCUGAAAGGGUUAAACCAUUGUAAAAUCAAAAUAUCAUAAGUUGAACCAUUGUAAGUCAAGGGGUACCUGUAUCUACAUAUCCUUUACUUAAAAUUAGGUGAUAAGUGUCAUUAAUCUAUGCAGAUGUUUGCUAUCUAGAGUUGCUAGAGCUUAUUAACAUUAGGAACCUUAAUACAAACUGUCAUAUUCUUGAGGAACCUAACCAAUACCAUGACCCUUUUGGUGUAAUGCUUAGUUUGCUUAUCAUUAACCAGCACAGUCCUGUUAAUGUGCUGGUAAUUUCAGAAAAAGCAAGGAGUGUAUCUGAAGAUUUAAAAAAAAAAGUAAAAAGUUGUAUUAGUACAACACUUGCCUCUUCACUGCCAACAAUUUGGAGAGAAAACUUUCAGUGUGUUGCUUUGUCUUGUAUCAUUAUCAAGUCUUGACUUGAUAGGUAAUGCAGAGAUAUUUAGCUUUUAUUAAGACUUCUUAAUUAAUGCUCUGCUCUAAGUACCUUCAGUACUUUGCCUGCCAAACACUUACAACGUGAAAUUGGUUCGUGACAGACUGACAAGUCAUCCAAGAUUUCUUUUCUAAAUUGUUGGUUAAUUAUAAAUUGUUUGUCAUGGUGUUGUGACGUAUUUCCCAUCUGCCUCUUAAACAUGAGACCAUAUCAGUAAUAUAUAAGAAUUUAUAUUUUUGUAAUGAAUGAGUGUAGAGGUUUAUCAUAAUGUUUGAAUGGAUUGUAACAGUGUCAACUCCAUCAUUUAAGACUGGUUAGAAACUUAAAAUGUAUAACAUAGGAAGAUUUUUUUUUCUUAUUUUCCAGAGGUUACAUAAUUUGUAUACUUGUCUAUGCUAUCUUUGUUCAUUUUAAUUUCUCGGCUGUUUUAAAUGAAAUAUAAUUAAUCUCUUCCUAGGUAGUAGGUUGGUAGACAGCAACUGCCCAGGGAGGUACUACCGUCCUGCCAAGUGAGUGUAAAACAAAAGCCUGUAUUUGUUUUACAUGAUGGUAGGAUUGCUGGUGUCCUUUUUACUGUCUCAUGAACAUGCAAGAUUUCAGGUACGUCUUGCUACUUCUACUUACACUUAGGUCACACUACACAUACUUGUACAAGCAUAUAUAUACACACCCCUCUGAGUUUUCUUCUAUUUUCUUUCUAGUUCUUUUUUAUUUUAUUAUUUCCUCAUAUCUCCAUAGGGAAAUGGAACAGAAUUCUUCCUCCAUAAGCCAUGCGUGUUGUAAGUGGUGACUAAAAUGCCGGGAGCAAGGGGCUAGUAACCUCUUCUCCUGUAUAUAUUACUAAAUGUAAAAGGAGAAACUUUCGUUUUUCCUUUUGGGCCACCCCCGCCUCGGUGGGAUACGGCCGGUGUGUUGAAAGAAAGAAGAAUUAAUCUCUUAAAGAUUUCUUGUUCGUGCACUCGUUCUUUCUCUCUCAUUCUCUCGUUCAUUUGUCUCUAAUGUAUUUAAUCAAUUUCCUUUUGUGCAUAGACCCAUUAUUUAUAUAAAUGUAUGAGAUAUAUACUGGUUGAAGUGUUUACACUCUAGUGAACUCCUGGAGUAAAUACACAUCAUUAUUCACUGUUAUAAGAAGCCCAUGGAUUUCCAUUCAAGAUCUUGAAGGAUGUCAACGACUUUAGUUUAUAUAUUAUAUGCAACUAGUCAGGUAAUUUUACCUGUGAACCUCCAGGAAAGUGGGAGGUACCUUGAUGUCAGUGAUGAGAGCUCAGUUUCCUUCACAGGGCUGACCCUGGGUGCCUCCCAUCCCCCAUGCAUUCUACAACAACUGUGGAUUUAAAUCUUACCUCAGUUAUAAUAAUAAAUCUUGUUAUGAAUGGUAACUUCAUGGGUAAGCAAGUACUGUAUUACAAACAACUGAAGACAAUUAUUUUUCAGUGAUUAAUAUUAAGUUAUAUAGUGAGGAUAAGGAAGGACAUUCACUGCUAAGUUCCUUUUUUUUU